This is a messenger RNA of Suillus fuscotomentosus, 2935 nucleotides long. RefSeq lists its product as uncharacterized. The coding region runs from base 174 to 2744 and encodes 856 amino acids. The transcript has 9 exons. Lineage: Eukaryota; Fungi; Basidiomycota; Agaricomycetes; Boletales; Suillaceae. The record is from RefSeq and is a predicted model, not a curated record.
GAUAGACUCAUUUGUCUGCAAGUUCACCUUUAAUCCCUCUUCAAUCCAGCUGUGAAGGGCUGGUCAAGACAAAAGGAACAGCCUAUCGAAUCUUCAUAGUCUGGUCGAUCUUUCGUAGCUCUUGGUCCUGUUUCCGAUCCUUGGCGUAUCCCUGAGGCGGCAGCCAGAGUCCCAUGGCCGUGUCUGACAAAUCCGCAAAAACGAGCAACGAGGUCGCACCUACUGUGACAGGAAACAGUAUGCCGCAGCUUAGCGUGCUGAGGACACCAGAUAUGUCAGAGACAAUGCGGCUCUCGCACCUCACAUACCACCAAACCCCUGGUUCAACGAAUGAGUACACCGAGAGGGGGCGUGCAUCAUCAGAUGGUGCUAGUCCAACAAGGCCCGUAAAUGGCUUGCUACCUCCCUUUUCCACUCAACAUGUACAUCUUCCUACGCCGCUGAGCCCUAGUAAUCUUGGUGCAUAUGGACAAUCGAACAUUACUCCCAGAGGUCAAAUCUUGCUGGAGGACGUCGUGCCAACAGACUUUAGAUCCAUCUCAUAUCCUGCUGCUUUAUCUCCAACAUUUAGGCCCCAUAAAAUGAUCACACCAGAUUCCAGCCCACUCGUGGUUCGUUCUCGUGCAAACGGACCUCACGGAAAGAACGACGAGAGAAGUCAUUCGCCCCCUCGGAUUAUCAGAAGAACGCCGCCCACAAAUUCACCAAACGGACCUGUCGGGGGCACAGCAGAACAUUCUCCCCGUCCUCACAUCUAUGUCGCGCAAGAUAAUACAUACAGUGUGACCACGCAACAAUCAAUGGAGGUCAAGAAUGCCACUUCGAAUAGAAAGCGUCCGGCAUCUCAGGCUUCAUCUACCGACUUCCUGCCUCCGUCUAACAGCACUUCUUUACCACCUUCCGCAUCACAGGAACUUAGCGAAGAGGUCGGAGGGGAGAUGGCUCGGAUCCGUGCACAGCUGUUAGAGAAUCAGAUUAGCCUCACACGAGAAGCGGAGGCACGGAGGCCUGAUUACCUCAAGCGUGCAAAGCGUAUAGAGUCACCACCCCCUCUUGAUGUAGACGGUAUAGAAGGACAGCGUGCAGCCGCAACGAUCGGAGUAACGGAGAGUCCUAUCAAAGGCCGGCGGUUGAUGUUAUUCCAGCAAACUUCUGACGAAAGCUUUGAAGAAAGUUUGAUGGCAGGAGGGUAUGAUCGCUAUCGCACGGACCUACAGCGACCUGCGGAUCCUGGGGCUCUGGAUCCUUCUGGAGAACCUGAAGCAUUUCCUUUGGUCAGCGAGCAGGAGCUCCGCCAACAGAACAGAUUGUCCGCAUUCCGGAGUUCUUCCCAUGUUUCCUCCUCACGGUCAAAACUAGCUCCAGUUGAGGUAGAAGGAUAUGGCAGAGUAUUGAUGGAUAUUGGACCCUCUGAUCCACCCAGUCCAAAUAAACUUAGUCCAUCGAAGAAGAAGCGUUACCGGAAAAAGAAGAAGACGCCUUCCAUGGAUGAAUCGAGAGACCAAAGGACCUUCCAUUUGCAAUUGGAAGCAAAUGCUGAUGUUCCAAACUGGCCGGACGCCCAAUUUCCGUGGCGCUUGCGUUCGGAGCAGUGCGACGAUUUUUCCAAAAUGGAGGAGGAACAACGCUUGCGGUACAUUGAAAAUUUUCUUAGCCGGGAUUCGGAUGAUGAAGACGAUGAAGAGAGUUUGUUUCAGAAUCAAACAGUGCGUUCCGGGUUCGGUAGCGGUAGAGGCAAAACGUACCCUCUUCUCGCUCGUUCGCAGAAUCGAGAUCGUGGUCCAACAACGGUAUCCGUUGUUCCGAGCGAUCCAGCUGAUGCCAGAACUGCAUUGCUAUCGAAGCGAUCAAUUAGACAGUUCUCGUUCCGACGAGCGCAGCGUAAACCCACCGACGAUGACAUUGAUGAUGAAAUUGUUUGUAUUUGUCGAGGCAGCGAUGAUGGCCGAGAGUUGGUUCAAUGUGACGAAUGUCAUACUUGGUACCAUCUACAAUGCAUUGGCAUUCGAAGUGUCGCAGACUUGGGUAGGGAGGAAGAUCCCUGGUUUUGUGGUAGUUGUGCCAAAACACCUCCUCCAGAUAUCUUGCCGACAUUCGAGCCAACGUUCGUGCCAACUGAAGAGAAGCUAAGGCAUGACAAAAGCUACGACCCACCCUUCUUUCACGCGGGCCUUAACCCCUCGCCAGCAGUCCCAUGGAACAGCUCUCCACGCCCACCCAUGACCCCACCUGGCCGAAGGGCGGGCCCUUAUUUUUCCUCUGGUUCUUCCUGGGAUGAAGCAUCUUCCCAGCCUGGUCCACAGACACCACAACUCUCCUCUCAAAGUGUUCGUGUGUACACAACGACACCUGGUUGUGCUGAGCCAUUUAUGGCUGACGAAUCUCCAUUUGAUCCAACAUCGACACCUUCACGCGGCAUCAGGUUUGGCGCUCCCUUUGCAACACCAAAAAAUAAUUUUUGGCAGGGACGCGGUCCUGAGUUGUUCCACACGCCCACUAGGCCUAGCGAGGGCAUGUCAAACCGUCGGUUUGGACACCAUUUGUUGGGAGGUGCAGAUGAUUCGCAACUUCCAAUUACCCAUCUCUCCUCUGGCCCUGACAUCACACCAAUUGGUCGUAAUUUCGCCCCUGUCGGGCGUCUCGCAGAAUCUCCACUGGCUGCGAAGAAUUCGCGACGCGGGCCAGGCGGCGGACGGUUUCUGGACGAGCAUUUUGACAGCGCGAGAGGAGGACGCCAUGGUUAAUCAUUCGCUUGUGCUUUCGUGAGAUUGUAUGUACUGCUUUUAACUCUAGUUGCUUUUGAGUUUUAUCCUACUUGCCACACCCACUGUGAUUAUUGGAAACAUACAUUCCUUUAUGUUACUGUAUGAACGAUUGUCGUUGCUUAUAUGAGGCUUUUGCGCAUCUCCCAAGGUGCAGUGAUUAAGACAAUAAA